This is a messenger RNA of Phragmites australis (common reed), 2263 nucleotides long. RefSeq names its product transcription factor bHLH130-like. The transcript is spliced from 7 exons. The record is from RefSeq and is a predicted model, not a curated record. Gene Ontology annotation, cellular component: nucleus. NCBI's taxonomy places the organism in Eukaryota, Viridiplantae, Streptophyta, Magnoliopsida, Poales, Poaceae. Gene Ontology annotation, biological process: regulation of transcription by RNA polymerase II. Gene Ontology annotation, molecular function: protein dimerization activity; DNA-binding transcription factor activity, RNA polymerase II-specific; RNA polymerase II cis-regulatory region sequence-specific DNA binding. Bases 796 to 1902 code for a protein of 368 amino acids.
GCUCCGCCGCGGGAGAACAGAGGAGAGCUUCCCGAUCGAGGCGCAUCCACGCCUGGUUUGGUUUCGCAGCCAAAAUUCCCGAGGAAUGGAUCAGCUCUGCCGAUCUGCUCCCAGUUGUAAUUGCGCGCGGCAGCGCCCAGGUGCGUUGCACGCGGACAGCUGCUCCAAAACAGCAUCCAAAGGAAGGUUUCCCGUGCAAUUGUUGGUCGAACCGGAACCAAUGUUGUCUGCACUGCUGAGUGGAACGGAAAAAGAAGUCACCUUUUCAGUUUUCACCCCUCCGCCAUCAUCUCCAACUGCAAGUCUGCAGAGUCAAAAAAAAACUGCAAGUCUGCACCAAGCUGCGAUGCGAGCCUCGGCCACAUGCGGUUGACGAGCAGAUCACGCAAUAGCGGCGCGUUAUUUAUCGAGGGCGCAGUCAUCGCAGCACCUCCUCUUCUCCGCCCCCACUCCCCCACCUCACCGCCCAACCAGGCAAGGCAACCACGCUGCCCCUCCCCACGCCCUCCCUCCCCAGCCCGGCAGCCCCACACGCCGCCGUUUCCUGCUGAACCCCUCCACCUCCAGCUCGACGGCUCUGGUGGUUGCUAAGGAAACCACGGUCUCAAAUCCCCGCCCGCCGGCCGCUGCCUCCAGGUGGAUCCCAUCCACCGACUUCAAGAGGGCCCCGUCCCGUCCCGCCGUCUGCCGUCUCCGGAAGGGGCCUCCGCCGGCUGCCUACACCGACUGAACCACGGUGCCGCCGACCCGAGGGUCCGUCGCCUUGAAAAGGAUCUGAACCUGCCGGGCGAGGUGAUGUACGGCUCGCCGGUGUCCAAGGAUCUAAACCUUCCGGUGCAGCCGGCGAUGAGCUCGUCAGGGCUGCUGAGGUACAGAUCGGCACCAAGCACGCUGCUCGGCGAGGUCUGCGAUGACUUCAUCCCGGCCGGGCCCCGCGCCGCCAGUCCCGACGCCGGUGCCGACAACGUCUUCACCAGGUUCUUGUCCGACCACCAUAUCCGGGAAGACAAGCCGUCGCCGCCAGCGCCUCCUGUCCCUGCCGCUGUCCACUUCCCGAAUGAAGCCGCCAUGGCCUCCCAACAGCAGCAAAUGAUGUUCCACUCUCAGCAGCAGCAGCAGUCCGGGCUCUACCGCACCGUCAGCUCCGGCACGGAGGUCGCCGCCGCCGCCGGCGUCGGCGCCAGCAGCCUGAUUCGGCAGAGCAGCUCCCCCGCCGGAUUCCUCAAUCAUUUGAACUUGGACAACGGAUACGGGGGUAUGCUGAGAGCGGGCAUGGGCUUCAGGAACGGCAGCAGCGCUUCUGCGGCCGACUCUCCCGCAGGCGGCGGGAUCAGGCUUAAGGGGCAGCUCAGCUUCUCAUCACGGCAGGGCUCGCUGAUGUCUCAGAUCUCGGAGAUGGGCAGCGAGGAGCUCGGAGGGAGCAGCCCCGAGGCUGCCGGUGGUGGCAGGGGGUACAUCCCCGGGUACCUGAUGGGCUCCGGGUGGGAAGAUUCGUCGUCGCUCAUGUCGGAGAACUUGUCUGGGAUGAAACGCCCUCGGGACUCGUCGGAGCCUGGCCAGAACGGCCUUACGCACCAGUUCAGCCUGCCGUCGUCGGAAAUGGCAACUAUCGAGAAGUUCCUCCAGUUCCAGGAUGCUGUGCCUUGCAAGAUCCGCGCCAAGCGGGGAUGCGCCACGCACCCUCGCAGUAUCGCGGAGCGGGUGAGGAGAACAAAGAUCAGCGAGCGAAUCCGAAAGCUUCAAGAACUCGUCCCAAACAUGGACAAGCAAACCAACACUUCUGACAUGCUGGAUUUGGCUGUCGACUACAUCAAGGAACUCCAGAAGCAGGUUAAGGUGUUAAACGAGAGCCGCGCUAAUUGCACCUGCUCAGCAAGCAAGAGUCAGCAAUACUCUGGUUGAAGCAAGUUCAUUUUGGAUAGAGGGGAUGUAAACGUAGCUCUCAUUUCUUUGAGGUUUGAACAGAGGCAGUUCAGAGGCUGACGGCAUGUGUAUGAGCAAAGGGGAAUGAAGCAGGGAUAUCAUCAAGUAUUGAAGUGACAGGUAGAAGGUAUUCAAGUGAUACGGAGAAGGGUGAAAGUGGGGAGACAUGGGAGAAAUAAUUGUAUAGUUUUGCUGUAACUUUGCUAUAUAUAUACCACCCCUUCCGUUGAAAGUUACUAGUGUACGUUCUACUUCAUGUAGUAGCAUCUGUACAUGUGCCACGGCAAAAAAUAGUAGAAAAUUUUCGAGGUGUUCAAUGGAAGCAAUAGUGUUACAACUC